This is a messenger RNA of Ostertagia ostertagi, 300 nucleotides long. The record is from the annotation of a GenBank genome assembly. Lineage: Eukaryota; Metazoa; Nematoda; Chromadorea; Rhabditida; Trichostrongylidae.
AUGGUCGAUGUGAAGGCAAAACCGUUCUCAGACGAGAAACGAUGGGUUGUUAUCUAUCCAACUUAUCUUGACUCCAAAAAGUCGUUACAACAGGGUCGAAAAAUUCCUAAAGAAUUGGGUGUUGAAAAUCCCACUUCUGUUGAAAUCUUCGAUGUUCUUUCAGCGAGCGGCCUGAAUCCCGUACUCGAGCGAGGUAAACUUCAUCCUCGUGAGCAAGACCGGGAACCUGAAAAGCUUGGUCGAGUACGUGUUAUGCUCAAGAAUGAUGAUGGAACGGAACCGCGUUAUAUAAAUAUGUAG